Aspergillus japonicus CBS 114.51 is the source of this 1143-nucleotide messenger RNA. RefSeq lists its product as uncharacterized. Lineage: Eukaryota; Fungi; Ascomycota; Eurotiomycetes; Eurotiales; Aspergillaceae. Bases 1 to 1143 code for a protein of 380 amino acids. The transcript has 5 exons. The record is from RefSeq and is a predicted model, not a curated record.
AUGGCCACUCUGCCCUCGUCCCUGCCGCCCGGGGUUUCUCCUCCACUGACCGAAGACAACGAGCAUAAUCAUAAUGGCCUGAUUGUCAUCAUCACUUCCCUGGGACUCUUUCUCGUCUUGGCUUCUCUCGGAAUCCGGAUGUUCGCAUCCUCGAAGCGAAGCAUUCUCUUACGUGAUGAUUAUGUUCUGUUUGUAGUUGUGGCGUGCGCCUGUGCACAAUUGUCUCUGGUGCUAGUCCAAGUUCACUUUGGCUGGGGCCAGUCAGAGAAUUUACUUCGUUCUGCAGACUUCUCCUCUAUGUUGAAGGCCGGCUAUGCAGGAGACCUACUGUAUAUCCUCAUCCUAGGACUGUCGAAGAUAUGCACAAUGCUGUUCUACCAAAACCUUUCACUGCCUCGGACCAAAUGGAUGAUCAAGUCUAUUCUGGUGGCAUGUGCGUUGUGGACACUUCUGGCAAUGCUCCUGUUAGCCAUUCGAUGCAGCAGCGAUCCUUGGGUUGAUAUCGACCAUGAAUGUCCAAGCCUUCUGCCACGCUGGCGAGCAAUCAGCGCGCUCGACAUUAUCCUCGAAGUGUUGAUUCUUUCCUACCCAGUGGUGAUUAUCCUGAACGUUCAGAUAUCGCCAAGGAAAAAGAUGAUAGUCUUGGGUAUUCUCAGCUUCCGCAUUAUACUGAUACCUCUCUCCGCCAUCCACUUAUAUUUCAUCGAGAAGCAAAUCCGGUCUUCCGAUCCAACCCUGCUCGGAGCCUAUGCCACCACGACCGCCGAGCUCCAUUUGAGCCUCAGUAUCGUCCUCUUGACGAUAUCAUCCCUUAAGUUGUUUGUGGCGGUGUACGAAGACGAACAAGGCUUUGCCUACACGGAGGAAAUAUCCGGCUCUCAUAGUAACAGUGGGCCAACUGCGCCCACGGCGUGGAAGUUAUCACGCCACAUCAAAGAUCCAGCUCUUCUGCCAGCCAGAAACGGUACGGACCGCGAGCCCAUCCUGCAGGGUACAUCGGCAUCGGCUUCAUCUUCUAGGGCUGCGUGCCUGCUUAAACGGACCAACGCCAUCAUGAAAAGUGUCCAGAUCUCUGUGACGAGGGAGAGCAUUGAGCUGGAUGAAAGGGGAGGAGUAGCUGCCAAGUCAGCAACCGAUGUAUGA